Messenger RNA from Xiphias gladius (swordfish), 4455 nucleotides. RefSeq names its product glucosamine (UDP-N-acetyl)-2-epimerase/N-acetylmannosamine kinase (gene gne). The coding region runs from base 178 to 2388 and encodes 736 amino acids. The record is from RefSeq and is a predicted model, not a curated record. The transcript is spliced from 14 exons. Lineage: Eukaryota; Metazoa; Chordata; Actinopteri; Istiophoriformes; Xiphiidae. Gene Ontology annotation, biological process: UDP-N-acetylglucosamine metabolic process. Gene Ontology annotation, molecular function: UDP-N-acetylglucosamine 2-epimerase activity; N-acylmannosamine kinase activity; hydrolase activity, hydrolyzing O-glycosyl compounds.
UAACAUAGGAAUGCUUUUACUGUAAUAUGAAUUUGUUUUCUUAAAGAAUUUGGGAGUUAUAUUUGUUUCAAGAUAGAUUUGAAACAACAAUCAUAUUAUAAGGUUUUAUAAAGUAAAAAACCUAAUCGGACCAUCUGCUAUAUAAGGAGAGCAUGUGGUGAGCUUUACUAUUGCAGAAUGCAAAGGAGCAGAGAAUGGAUGGAUAGAGAAAAGGUGGCAGAGCAGAUUCAGUGUAAGAAGAAGUUGAGAGUGUGUGUGGCGACAUGCAACAGAGCGGACUACUCCAAGCUGGCCCCCAUCAUGUUUGGGCUCAAAUCCCACCCUGACGAGUUUGAACUGGAAGUUGUGGUGCUUGGUUCACAUCUCAUUGAUGACUACGGGAACACUUUUCGUAUGAUUGAGCAGGAUGACUUUGACAUCGGCUCCAAGCUCCACACCAUUGUGAGAGGAGAGGAUGAGGCAGCCAUGGUGGAAAGCGUUGGGCUGGCACUGGUGAAACUCCCCGACGUUAUACAGAGGCUUCAACCUGACAUCCUGGUCAUCCACGGUGAUCGUUUUGAUGCACUUGCUCUGGCAACUGCUGCAGCACUGAUGAACAUUAGAAUACUUCACGUGGAGGGGGGAGAGGUGAGUGGUACGAUUGAUGACUCAAUCCGCCACGCCAUAAGUAAACUGGCUCAUUACCACGCCUGCUGCACACGCAGGGCAGAGCAGUACCUCAUCGCCAUGUGUGAGGACCACUCCCGCAUCUUGCUGGCUGGUUGCCCUUCAUAUGAUAAGCUGCUGUCUUCUCAUCACAGAGAGGACUACAUGGAUAUUAUCAAGGGCUGGCUGGGUGACAAGGUGCAGGAGCACGACUAUAUUGUGGCUUUGCAGCACCCGGUCACCACAGACAUCCAGCACUCUAUUAAGAUCUAUGGACUGAUGCUUGAUGCCCUACUCUCCUUUAACAAGAAGACCCUCAUCCUCUUCCCAAACAUUGAUGCUGGUAGUAAGGAGAUGGUGCGUGUGAUGCGGAAAAAGGGCAUCGAGCAGCACCCCAACUUCCGAGCAGUGAAGCACGUUCCCUUUGAGCAGUUCAUCCAGCUGGUCUGCCAUGCCGGAUGCAUGAUUGGAAACAGCAGCUGUGGAGUGCGCGAGGCCGGGGCAUUCGGCACGCCUGUAAUUAACCUGGGAACAAGACAAACUGGCAGAGAGACAGGUGAAAAUGUUCUACAUGUCAGAGAUGCUGAUACUCACAAUAAGAUCUACCAUGCUCUGGAGCUGCAGUUUGGAAAGAGAUACCCCUGCUCUAAGAUUUAUGGCGAUGGCAACGCAGUGCCUCGUAUUCUCAAGUUUUUGCGUACCAUUGACCUGGAUGAUCCCCUCCAGAAGACCUUCUGCUUCCCCUCAGUGAAAGACUCCAUCUCCCAGGACAUUGAUCACAUCUUGGAAACACAGAGUGCUCUGUCCGUUGAUUUGGGAGGGACCAACCUCAGAGUGGCUAUCAUCUGCAUGAAGGGUAAGAUAGUAAAGAAGUAUACUCAGCCCAAUCCAAAGACCUUUGAGGCCAGGCUGCAGCUCAUAUUAAAGAUGUGUUCUGAUGCCAUGCGGGACGCUGUCUGCCUCAACUGCAGAAUACUUGGUGUUGGAGUGUCCACGGGCGGCCGUGUAAACCCACAAGAAGGUGUGGUCCUACACUCGACAAAGCUGAUCCAAGAAUGGUCCUCAGUGAACCUGAGAACGCCCAUCUCUGACGCCCUGCACCUACCCGUCUGGGUCGACAACGACGGGAACUGUGCUGCGUUGGCUGAGAGGAAGUUUGGUCAUGGCAAAGGAGUGGAGAACUUUGUGACUGUCAUCACAGGAACAGGUAUUGGAGGAGGGAUUAUCCAUCACAGUGAGCUGAUCCACGGCAGUACCUUCUGCGCUGCAGAGCUAGGUCACAUCAUGGUUUCAAUAGAAGGACCAGAGUGUUCAUGUGGCAGCCGUGGAUGCAUAGAGGCCUACGCUUCCGGCAUAGCCCUGCAAAAAGAGGCCAAAAGGCUGCACGACGAUGACCUGCUGAAGGUGGAGGGGAUGGAUAUGAAGCUUUCCGAGCCAAUCACUGCUGCACACCUGAUCAGUGCUGCCAGACUGGGGAACUCCAAAGCUGAUGCUGUUCUGAACAAAGCCUCCACAGCUCUAGGUGUGGGCAUCAUCAACAUCCUCCACAUAGUGAACCCCUCGCUGGUGAUUCUGUCCGGAGUCUUGGCCUCUUACUACCAGGCCCCAGUGCAGCACAUCAUCGCUGAAAGAGCCCUCGUCUCUGCCCAGAGCAUCAAAGUUGUCACAUCAGACUUGGAGGAACCUGCAUUACUGGGAGCUGCUAGCAUGGUGUUAGACUAUGCAACCAGAAGGACAUAUUAAAGUCUUGUAUAGUCCUGAGGACUGCUACCAACAAGUGGAUUGCAAAAAUGAAAGCAAAGUAGUACUAGUGCCUAGAUAAAUACAGUACAUACAACAUCUAAGGAAUACAUUUUGAAGAGUGAAAGACCAUGUGUUAAAACCAUCAUGCCACUGUUAAGGGCAAGUCAAAUAUUUUUUACAUUUUUUUAAAUAUCCUGCUUUUUGAUAAUCUUGAUGAAGGUAGUUUUACGUGUGUUAUCCACAAAAAUACAACACAAUUCUCAAAACUGUGAAAUCAUGCUUUCAUUGGGUCAGAUGUUGGUCAGAUUAUAGCCUGGAUACCUCAUGUGUGAAAUGGGUCCAAUGCAUGGGCCUGAAAUCCAACAUGUCUUUCAAACCUACAUAGGCAAGGUUUAACAAAGCCCCAGAGCUUUUUUGGCUGGAUCGCAAUAGUGGGGCCAGCCCCUAAAAACACGAAUGUCCAUGACUGACUGAGUUAUUGAAUGACAGAUUAUCUGUUACUGACUGAAUAACUGACUGAGAGAUGAAGUUAGCCCAUUGGUCAAUUAUAUGCCUUGUGACUUAGUGCUGUUAGUAUAGUUUCGGCCGGCUGCAUGUUGGAGUAUCCCCAUUGGCCUCUGCUCUUUCAAAAUGAAUUGGUGCAAACAGUUUUGAUCGCAUCAUCAGGGGCCAUUUACAGGCUGUGUUGCAAACUUAAUGCCUUUGUCACUACAUUUACCGACUUUUCACACCCAUUUAGCGACUUUUUUUCACAGAAGCACCUAGCAACAAAUCCAGCAACUUUUUUGACAAACCUGAGCUACUUGCCGUAGAGAAUGGGCUAUAUUUCAGUCACUAUUUUAUACUUGUUCCAUUGUCUAACAACAGAAACAGAAGAACAUGUAAAUGAGAACAGCUUUAUUGUUAAUUCAGCUGUAUUAAGAUACUGUGUAUGUGAGCACAGAGGGUAGGGGAGAGAAGGAAACAGAUAAAGGGCGGUCCAGCCAUAUACUAGGUUUGGACUUAGUCUUUUUAAUGGAAAAGUCUUAAGAAAUAGAAUGCUUGUUUCAGAUGUGACCAAAAAUAUUGCUGAAACAUGCUCCUGUACCUUCCUCUGUAUUCUCUCUAAAUGCUUGCUUUCUAACCUUUCGUUAAAGCUUAUAUGGAGUAUGAAUUUGUAUCUCUUUUUCAGAUAAAGUUGAUUGUCCAGUGUUUGUCAUUAUUCCAUAGUUUAUCAUUUUAAUUAUUUAAGGUGUUGUUAAAAAAAACAAACAAACAAAAAACAAAAGUAAUAUAUGAAUGUUACUAUAGUUGCUGGUCUUGGAGGUUUUAGGAAAAUAAGUCAUUAUUAUAAAAUCAGUAUAAAUGCUAUAUUGGCUCAUAUUAAUGAAUUGUUAAGGCGGCAACUGUUUUAGCCUAAUUGCUGCUACACUGUGAUGGAGCUUUUGCCUGAAUCAUACAACAGAUCUUAUGAAGAUUUUAACUGAAUCUGAAGCAAGUUUUCUUUAUGCCUUUCAAAGAUAUAUUUUAUUCCUGUUGAUGUUGUUUGCAUGAAAUGUACAAUACAGUAUGUAACAGUACUUGUGGAUACAUUUCUUUGUAAUUUAAUUGGUUUAUGUGGGUCCAAAUAAAUACUCCAAAACUUGCUUAAUAUAUACACAAGAAAUAGACUUUACAGUCCAGAAUGUUGUUGACCUCUUUGGGGUUAUUGCAGAUCUUUAAUUUUAUUACAUGGAAAACACGCAACUAUUACAAUGCACAGCAACUCAAAACAUAAAGCUCUUUUACUUAUAGCCUUGAAAUAUGUGUAUAAUAUAUGUUUAAACAGCCCAAAUAAGAGUCAGUUAACAAAAAAAGGUUUCUUGUAAAAGACUGAGAAGAUAAACAAAUCUCUUCCUGGAAUAAUGUGUUUUUUUGGGGGGGGGUCCAGUAGAGUAAAUAAGUUGACUGAGCUGCUGUUUCCAGAAGUAUUCUUUCCAUUGCACAAUUUUGCUUUGUAACAGUGCCUGCAACAUUUCUCAGUGCACAUCGUAUGAGUCUCCUGGAUAUUUAAACUUAGCAAAAUAAAAAGUCACAUAACAUUGUUUA